AUGUCGGAUGAUGGCGUUGUAAAGACAUGGCCACGACUGCUACUGCGACUUGAAGGUGCCUGUAUCUUCGGCUCGACAAUUUGGGCAUAUUCGCGACUCGGACAAUCCUGGUGGGCUUUUGCCGGUCUACUACUCGUUCCAGAUCUGGGCAUGGCGGGCUACCUGGCCAACACUACCGCUGGUGCCGCUCUAUACAACACUGUCCACACCGAAACACCUCCGAUAUUGCUGCUUUGCACAGCAUUGGCACGAAACAACAAGGUCCUUACCGGAAUAGCCCUCAGUUGGCUCGCGCAUAUUGGCAUGGAUCGCAUGUUUGGGUUUGGUCUAAAGUAUGGAACCAGUUUUGGUCACACCCAUCUGGGCAGCGCCGAUAUCACAAAGAAGACGGCCACAUCUUAGACAAAUGUUCAGCUUUUUUUUGGAUAUCUUGGAAGAAAUGAUUUCUUGUAUCGCAAUUUGGGUAUCUCCAGGAACAUCAAUACUCCAGGAACAUCAAUUUGGUCGCCCACUAUUAGCAUUAUCGUCAG
Molecule: messenger RNA, 530 nt
Organism: Exophiala oligosperma
Lineage: Eukaryota; Fungi; Ascomycota; Eurotiomycetes; Chaetothyriales; Herpotrichiellaceae
Exons: 1
Coding region: 1-402 (133 amino acids)
Source: RefSeq, a predicted model, not a curated record